CAGAUAGUCAUUAUUCGUAAUUUUAAUGAGAAAGAAUAUUCAAAAGCGACCUUUGCCACAUUUUUGUUCUGUGAUUAAAAAAAAUUGAACAUAACAAUCUUUUUUAUUCGAAAAUAAGGCAAUUUUUUUUCCAGGGAAAGAAAAAAUUUCUUUCACCCAAGCAAUAAGAAUUAGGGUUUCUUCUUUGGCCCCAAUUUAGCAUUGUUAUCGGCGUCGCCUUUGUCAUCACCACCGACGCUGUUGCCACUGCCGCCACCGUCCCUCUUUUUUCUCAAUAAGCGUAGUCAUCACUAAGCAUCAAACAGUACCCUUCCUUUCCUUUUUGUUUUAGACUUAAAUCGCCACUGAGCUGUUCCUCGAUUUUUUCUUUAAUCAGAAGAAUUCAAUGAAAAGGUAAGUUAUUCUAUGAAGAAAUUCGAUCCGGAGAAGUUGAUAAACUGGGCGUGCAAGACUCGGCAUCCUCAGGACUCCCUCGACAAGCACAUGGUGGAUCUCGAAAUGAAGCUCCAAAUGGUCUCCGAAGAGAUCGCCGCGUCGCUAGAGGAGCAAAGCGCUGCCGCCCUCCGCCGUGUUCUUCGCGCCAUCCGUGACAUCCUCCGACUUCGCGAGGAUGCCGUUCUCUCCGCAAUUUUUUCGCCGGCAUCCUCGAAAAGCUCAAGAAGUCUUGGCAGCAAUAAGGAAAAGUAACGGUGUUACAGAAGAUAACAGAAUGAUUCUUGGUAUGCACAUCAAAGAUGGAAAGGCAACACGUCUCCCAUUAUGUGAGGACAUCACGUCUUAAAGAAGAAGAGUUCUUUGGGGAGGCAAAAUUUAUGAAGGUAUACCUUACAAGUUACCUUCUUGACAGAAAAAGGUUGAUAAGUGUUAUAAUUAGUGAACUUUUUAUUCAUUAUAAUGUGAUUUAGAGGGGAAUAUGUUUCAUGAAUUUAUGUAAUAUAAAGCAUUGCAAAGUUGUACUCGCUAUUUUUUAAUUUAUUUGAGCUGCUCUUAAGUGGUAUGCCCUUAUGAAAUCUAUAAGGUAAUGGCAUGACCUGCACAGUUCCAUGACUUUAAGAGAAGCAUUAAGAUUUUAAUAUUAACUAUAGGAAACCUCUGUUGCAAAUGCUUAUCUGGGAGAUGUCAUUUUCUUUUUCUUGAAUAUGU
Durio zibethinus is the source of this 1143-nucleotide messenger RNA. RefSeq names its product conserved oligomeric Golgi complex subunit 7-like. Gene Ontology annotation, cellular component: COG complex. The record is from RefSeq and is a predicted model, not a curated record. Gene Ontology annotation, biological process: intracellular protein transport; Golgi organization; retrograde vesicle-mediated transport, Golgi to endoplasmic reticulum. NCBI's taxonomy places the organism in Eukaryota, Viridiplantae, Streptophyta, Magnoliopsida, Malvales, Malvaceae.